Messenger RNA from Ostreococcus tauri, 867 nucleotides. RefSeq names its product unnamed product. Bases 1 to 867 code for a protein of 288 amino acids. The record is from RefSeq and is a predicted model, not a curated record. The transcript has a single exon. NCBI's taxonomy places the organism in Eukaryota, Viridiplantae, Chlorophyta, Mamiellophyceae, Mamiellales, Bathycoccaceae.
AUGGCGCGACCGCGCUCGACGCGAUCGACUUUGACGCCGACGCGAGCGACGCCGGAGAACGCCCCGGGGUCGAGCGCGACGACGGACGCGGAUGAGAGCGCGGCGACGAUGGCGACGGAGUUGGCGGCGAUGGCGAUGGAGACGGGCACGACGUCGUUGCCGGAGAAUUUUUGCAUCAUCGAGGGACGGAACAGCGUCGUGGACUUCGCGGACAUGCAGGCUGGGGAGAUCGCGCAGAACAUUGAGAGUCGACGACAGCGGGUGUUUUUGUUGAUGGAGGAAUUGCGGCGGUUGCGAGUGCAGCAACGGGUGAAGACGAUCGGGUUGGAGGAUGACGAGACGGUGGAACCGAGGGAGUUUGUGAGCGUCAUACCGGGCUUUCCUGUUUUGACGGAGGACAGCGUGAAGGAUUACAGGAUAUAUUGGGGGGCCGCGGUGGCGAUGUUGUUGCUCUUUGGGGGACUGAUCGCGCCGAUGGCGGAGGUGAAGCUCGGAUUGGGCGGGACGUCGUACGCGGAGUUCAUAGACGGCUUGCACCUGCCGGCGCAGUUGGCGCAGGUCGAUCCCAUCGUUGCCUCCUUCACCGGAGGCGCCGUGGGGGCGAUCUCGGCGUUUUUCGUGAUUGAGAUUGAAAACGUCAAGGAGCAGCGCAAGAAGAUUUGCAUGUACUGUAAGGGGAGCGGGUAUCUGCAGUGCGCGGAGUGUUCGAUGAGCAAGCGUCCAGGACGCUUGAUCGAUCCCACGAGCGGAUCGAGGUGCAUCUGUCCGACGUGCUCGGGUACGGCCAAGGUGAUGUGCACGUCUUGUUUAUGCACGGGCAUGGCGCUCGCCACUGAACACGAUCCGCGCAUCGAUCCGUUCGAUUAA